Messenger RNA from Dermacentor andersoni, 1670 nucleotides. Its product is annotated as scoloptoxin SSD14-like. Gene Ontology annotation, cellular component: plasma membrane. Lineage: Eukaryota; Metazoa; Arthropoda; Arachnida; Ixodida; Ixodidae. Gene Ontology annotation, molecular function: glutathione gamma-glutamate hydrolase. Gene Ontology annotation, biological process: glutathione catabolic process. The record is from RefSeq and is a predicted model, not a curated record.
UAAGCCUGGACGAAAGCCAUGUUGUUUGCUAAAGAAAAAAGAAUUUCUGUCGAGGUGGGAAGCUAUUUGGGAAUAAAUGACGUGUUCUAAAAGUUUACAGGCAAUACAUGUAAGUGAGAUCGGGCGAUAGUUGGAUGGGUCGGAGCGCUUACCAGAUUUAAAAACGGGGGUUUCGCAACCUACACGGAGACCAGUGUGUUUGAAUCAAUCAAACCUUCGUCUUUCAGCGUUAACAGAAAGAAAGGAAAUAAGAUGAAUGGCGAUCAAAUAUUGUUCUUCUUUCAGUUCAAUAAAUUCGCUAUAGCGAAAUUAUCAUUCUCGUUUUUCUUUCGCUGUCUUUUUUUCGUUACGUUUUACAAGCAUAUCUUACCGGAGCAGUGCGACGUCGUUUGUCUAAUUUUUUUUUUUUUUUCAGCAUCAACCAACUGGCUGCUCCCGUACCGCAAGGAGGGCCGGCAGGCCCCCAGAUUUCCAACCCGGCCCAAAGCAGCAACGCCUGCAUAUACGUGUGCGGCGGCCUCUGCUGUUGCUGUUGCUGCAUCGUUGUGAUUGGUUACAUGGCGUUAGCUGCGGUUGGCUAUAAUGUGGCCACGGCCAUUCUUAAAAAGCUGGAACCUGAGAAGUACGAGUUCGACGGGUGGGCGACGGUGUCCGACGUCCACGAGUGUUCGUCGGUGGUAAGGGAUGUGUUCUCGAGUGGCGGCAACAUCGCUGACGCCGCUGUCUCCGCACUUCUCUGCAUGGGUGUCGCGGCACCGCACCUGGUGGGGCUCGGCGGUGGAUUCCUGGCGCUGUACUACGACGACGAACGUGAUAACAUCGAGGCUUUGAACGCCCUGGGAAUCUCGCCGGCUAACGUGGCCAACGUGGACGAGAAAGCGGCGAAACGGGGAGCGAAGGCAUCGAUUGUGCCCGGAGCGUUGCGGGGUUACCAGGAACUUCACAAAAGGCUCAGCGGAACCAUGAAGUGGGAGGAUCUCUUCCGCCCCGCGAUAAAGUUGGCCAAGGAAGGCUUUCCUAUCAAGAAACACUACGCCGACGUCCUGGCAAAGCAUCAAAAUGAAACAUCGGCCACUGACAUCAAUUCCAUCUUCAACAGCGUCCACAAGGCAGAUGACAAGCUUGUGCAGCUGGAAAUGGCACAACUGCUGGAGGAGCUUUCAAAGAGAGGCGCGGAUUAUUUCUACACUGAAGUUGCCAAAAAAAUUAUUGAUGGCCUGGGACCAGAAGCCUUAUUGACCAUGGAUGACUUCAAAAAUUACACGCCUGUCUGGUACCCGCCAGUGACGAAAAAACUUGGCACCGCCACGCUUUACGCCCCGCCGUUCCCUUCCAGCGGUGUGCUGCUUCUCGAAGCGAUCCCGAUGCGAGUGCUCGAACGCUCAAAAGACAUUAGGCCAACAGAGGACAUGACUUCGGAGGAUGAAAAAUUGAUCAAGAGAGCGCAGGACGAACUAAGCAGCGUGCUCGCCAAGUUACCGGAGCUGGGCGGAGAAGCAGCCAAGAAGGGCUUUCCGGAACUGGUGGAGGAAAUAAGAAGCAGCAUUACCGCUGGAAAAAUGGCCACCCAAUCUAAUCAUACGAUCGUCGAAGACUACGGCGGCGUCCACCUGUCCAUAACGAAGGAUUUCAAAGCCGUCACCAUCAUAUCCGGCAUCAACGAACCGUAA